Molecule: messenger RNA, 819 nt
Organism: Penicillium maclennaniae
Lineage: Eukaryota; Fungi; Ascomycota; Eurotiomycetes; Eurotiales; Aspergillaceae
Product: putative NAD binding Rossmann fold oxidoreductase
Exons: 3
Coding region: 1-819 (272 amino acids)
Biological process (GO): NADPH regeneration
Cellular component (GO): cytoplasm
Molecular function (GO): oxidoreductase activity; nucleotide binding
Source: RefSeq, a predicted model, not a curated record
AUGCGUCAUGCCCUCAACGUUCUGGAGCGUUGCCCUCGCGCCGAGCUGGGAGCUGCCAGCUCCCCGGACCCCGUGGAGCUCGAAUGGGCCAAGACGCACCUGAAGCCCUUUGGUGUACGCCAGUUCCAGAAUGACGACGACAUGCUGAAGCAGGAGAGUCUCCAAGCCAUUGUCGUGGCCUCGGCUACUGCAGUGCAUGCCGAGCAGGCCAUCAAGGCCAUCAAUGCCGAUAAGCACGUUCUCUGCGAAAAGCAGCUGUCGACCAGCGUUGAAGUCGUAAUCAAACCUGCAACAAACUCGAUCCUUCGGGCUUCUUCGUCGCCUACGCCCAAUUCUCCGGAGGAAUUUUCAAUUUUCGUCGACUGCUCAAUUCACGACAUCGACCUUACACUCUGGUUCUUCGGCGCCAACAGCAAAGUCAAAUCCGUCUCCGCGGUGGGGAACACCGCUGUGGAACCGGACCUCCACAAACACAACGACCGCGACAAUGCAGAGGAUACGACGGAAAUCAUUGGAACGAAGGGGAAGCUCACGGUGAAUGUGCAGCCGCAGAUGAAUUUGGUGAAUAUCUUUGACGAUUCGGGGGUGAGGCGGGAGAUUCCGGAGACUUCUUACGAUCGCUUUGAGUAUGCCUUUGUGACUGAAGCGCAUGAGUUUACGGCUUGUGUGCUUGAGGAUCGGAAGCUGCCCUUGGACUUGAAUGCGGCUGUACAGGUACAGGCUGUUCGUAUCGGGGCGGCGUUGCAGGAGAGUAUGGUUGGGGGCAAGAAGAUUGUCUUUGAUGGAGAUGGGAACCGCGUGGAGGUGUCGAAGCUUUAG